ACAUUCAUUUGAUUGAAAGUGCGAGAACUCAUAUCAAAGUUAUAUUGUGGUUCAGUUUUGAAGAAAAUUGAGAAAAUGAUUGUUUCACCCUUCAGGAUCGUAGGACAACCCCUGCACUAUUUCAACCCUUAUCCGAAACUAGAAGUGCCAGACGAUAUUCGCUACAUACAAAACUUCGUUCCCUACCACACCACAAUGGAAAUGCCAAUGGAAAUAAUGGCAUCGUCUCCAAUAAGUACACAGAGUGAUAGCGACAAUUCCGUCUCCAGCGUGGAAAUACCUCAGAAGGAAUUAGGAAUCGUCAACAACAUAAUAAAAUUUGCUGAGAAAUCUCAGGUGCAGUGCCGUUGGAAAUCUUGCGGUAUAUUUUACUCCUCUCUGGAUCAGCUCUCGUCUCACAUAUCCCAAGUGCACUCAGCUAGUGGUCUAGGCGGACUGUUUUAUUGUGGAUGGGAUGGUUGUUCCAGAAAUAACAAAAGUUUUAACGCUAGAUACAAAAUGCUGGUUCAUGUCCGAACGCACACCAACGAAAAGCCUCAUAAAUGUUUCCAGUGCGACAAAUCUUUCUCGAGAGCCGAGAACCUGAAAAUUCACACUAGAUCUCACAGCGGAGAGAAACCUUACGCCUGCACUGUUCCGGGCUGCAACAAAGCCUACUCCAAUUCUAGUGAUAGAUUCAAACAUACCAGAACCCACCAAGUUGAAAAGCCAUACCAGUGCAAAGUUCCAGGUUGUCCCAAGAAGUACACAGACCCCAGCAGCUUGAGAAAGCACACGAAGACUUUCAGGCAUUUUGUGGUUGAGAAAACAUUAGUAGACGAUAAUCUACAAAACUCCGAAGUAAGAAGAAAUGAAAUGAUGUCAACACAACCGAUUUACCGAGAAAAUGUUAUAAGACAUCCAUGCGGUUGUAGCAAAGGAUGCAGUGUCAGCAGUUGCAAUAGUCAUACCGAUAUUCUAAGAAUUGAAGCCCUCAUCAAUAUCAGAAAUGAGAAAAAAAGUCUGAGUACCUGGAACAGAUAUAUCGAACCUUAUUUUGAUGAGUGCUCCCGUGAUUUCAGCUACUAUGAAGAAAGCAUUCAAGUUGAUGUGCCAUUAGAUCUGAGUGUGCAUAGGAAAAACUUUUGAGUAGCCGAUUGGUCGAGAUGUUUUCUUGGAUAUAAAACUUGUAGCAAGUUCCUAAUGGAAAAUAUCACUAAUGAAACUAGUGAUACAGAACUGGUACGAUCUGGAAUCAGGAAGGUCAAUCAUUAUGAAUAAUGAGACUUUUUGUAUUGAAAAACCCAAAGUAAAGGGUAUAAUUUGAUUGAAGUGUUUACUUACCAGCAACAGUGUGGAGUGAUUCUUUUCAAUGACCAGUUAUGCAACUGUGAAAAUCUUUUUGAGCGUUGAACCUAUAGUAAAGGUGUUGAGAGUGGAGAUUAAAUGAUGUGAUGUUAUGUAUUUGUAAAAUAUAAGUUUGAAUUAAUGAA
Messenger RNA from Leptinotarsa decemlineata (Colorado potato beetle), 1472 nucleotides. RefSeq lists its product as uncharacterized. Gene Ontology annotation, biological process: regulation of transcription by RNA polymerase II. The record is from RefSeq and is a predicted model, not a curated record. Gene Ontology annotation, cellular component: nucleus. Gene Ontology annotation, molecular function: DNA-binding transcription factor activity, RNA polymerase II-specific; RNA polymerase II cis-regulatory region sequence-specific DNA binding. Lineage: Eukaryota; Metazoa; Arthropoda; Insecta; Coleoptera; Chrysomelidae.